Impatiens glandulifera is the source of this 2087-nucleotide messenger RNA. RefSeq names its product pentatricopeptide repeat-containing protein At5g44230-like. The transcript has a single exon. The coding region runs from base 28 to 1983 and encodes 651 amino acids. Lineage: Eukaryota; Viridiplantae; Streptophyta; Magnoliopsida; Ericales; Balsaminaceae. The record is from RefSeq and is a predicted model, not a curated record. Gene Ontology annotation, biological process: RNA modification. Gene Ontology annotation, molecular function: zinc ion binding; RNA binding; protein binding.
AAGACGAAGAAGGCAGAACUAAGUAAAAUGAUGAUGGCUGCUUUGUCUACUAAGCCUUCGGUUCUGAUUCGCCAACUGCUGUCUCAGAAACAAGCUACAAAGCCUGAUCAAACAUUCAUUCCUUUCUCUCAACUUCAACAGAUAAAGCUCUUAGAAAACCGUCUCGUCAAUCUUCUUCACGACUGCGACGACCUCAAUCGGAUCAAACAAGUCCAUGGCUAUAUUGUUCGUAAGGGCCUCGACGACUCUUGUUUCGUCCUCACAAAGCUCGUUCGUGCGCUCACUGAAGUCGGCACUCCAAUCGAUUCAUACGCUCGUCUCGUCUUCCAACAGGUGAAACAACCCAACCCGUUUCUUUGGACUGCUUUAAUUAGGGGUUAUUCUAUUCAAGGCAUGUUUAGAAAGUCGAUUCUCACGUACAUUGACAUGAGAAGAAAUGACAUGGGUCCUGUUUCUUUCACUUUUACAGCCAUAUUUAAGGUUUGUUCAUCUGUUCCCGAUCCUGAAUUGGGUAAGCAGUUUCAUGUCCAAACGAUUACUAUGGGUGGUUUCAGCUCGGAUUUGUUUGUGGGAAACUCCAUGAUUGAUAUGUAUGUAAAAUGUGACCUUUUGGAUUAUGCACGUCAAGUGUUUGAUAAUAUGCCUCAAAGAGAUGUCAUCUCCUGGACGUCUUUAAUUGUGGCUUAUGCUAAAAAGGCAGAUAUGGAAUCUGCAGUUGGAAUGUUUGAAAGAUUACCCAUCAAGGAUAUGAUAUCAUGGACCUCAAUAAUUACUGGCUUUGCACAAAAUUCAUUGCCUAAAGAAGCCUUACAUUUCUUUCAGAAGAUGCAAGAUGCGGGUAUUGAAACCGACGAGGUUACCUUAGUCGGCGUGAUCUCCGCGUGUGCACAGCUUGGCACAUAUAAGUACGCCAAACGGGCUCGAGAUGUCACGGAGAAAUCUGGGUUUGGACCGCCCUAUAGUGUGGUUAUAGGGUCUGCUCUAAUAGACAUGUUCUCAAAAUGUGGAUGUAUAGAUGACGCAUGGAAGGUGUUUGAUAAAAUGAAAGUUAGAAACGUAUAUUCCUACAGCUCGAUGAUUCACGGAUUUGCAAUGCACGGUUGUGCUGAUUCUGCUAUGAGAUUGUUCGACGAGAUGAUUGAGAAAGGGACGCAGCCAAACGGGGUUACUUUCAUAGGACUUCUAUCUGCAUGCAGUCAUGCUGGUUUAGUUGACAAAGGAAGAAACCUGUUUGCGGAGAUGAAAGAACGCUUUGAUAUUGAACCGUGGUCAGAUCAUUACGUCUGCAUGGUUGAUCUCCUUGGUCGAGCUGGAUUUCUAGACGAAGCUGUGAAUUUGAUCGAGACAAUGCCUAUUGAACCGACUGGCGGAGUUUGGGGAGCGCUUCUUGGAGCUUGUCGCAUUCAUAAGAAUCCAAACGUGGCUGAAAUUGCUGCUGCGAAUUUGUUUGAGCUCGAACCGAGUUCCAUAGGAAACUACGUGUUGCUUUCGAGUAUUUACGCGUCUGCCAGAAUGUGGGACGAGGUUUCGAGGGUGAGAGUGUUGAUGAGGAAUAAAGGUUUGAAAAAGAAUCCUGGAUUCAGCCGGUUUGAAGGAGAGAAUGGGGAUGUUUACGAGUUUGUGGCUGGUGAUACGACGCAUCCUAAGUACAUUGAGAUUAAACGGGCGGUGGAUGAUUUGUUGAAUCGAUUGUUUGCUCAUGGUUACGAGGUAAACCUGAGUUGCGUUUCUUAUGAUUUGAACGAUGUGGAAAAGAAGAAGAUAUUGUCGGGUCAUAGCGAGAAGUUGGCUUUAGCGUAUGGGCUUGUGAGUACGAGGAAGGGUAGCACGAUAAGGAUUGUGAAGAAUUUGAGAAUAUGUGAAGAUUGUCACUCGGUAAUGUGUUUUACUUCUCGGACUGAAGGCCGAGAGAUUGUUGUUAGAGAUAACUUGAGGUUUCAUCGAUUUAGUGGCGGCAUUUGUUCUUGCGGCGGGUUUUGGUGACGGUUUUAAUUUAAUUAGCCACAUAAAUAAAUUAAUGUACAUUGUUGGAAUUUUGAACAAAAUUCUAUUCUUUGCCUUAAUAUUAUACUCGGUUUUGUUCUUUA